CUCAAACCAUCAGUUCUCUUUUUCUUUAUAAGUUUCUCUGAUCUCGUAGUUAUCCCUUCUUGACUCUCUCUUUAAUUUGUUCAAUUGAAGCUUCAAAAAUGGGAGAUCUUCAGACUGUGUGUUGUAUGUGUGGCGACGUUGGUUUCCCCGACAAGCUCUUCCGCUGCAGCAAGUGCCAGAACCGCUUUCAACACUCGUAUUGCAGCAACUAUUACAGUGAAUCAUCGCAGCCAAUUGAAUUAUGUGAUUGGUGUCAAAGCGAAGAAAAGAGUUCACGACAUGGUGUAUUUUGGAAAAAAUCAUCAACUGGAGGAGUGACUAGUCGAUCAGAGUAUUCCGGCGAUAAAGUAAAGCAACAUGAUAAUCGCGAAGAGAGCGCGGAAAAAGGAAAGAGUCCAAUCACUACGCCAUCUCCAUCUCCACGGCCCAGUACACGUAGGUACAAGCUUCUCAAGGAUGUAAUGAGUUGAGUGUAAAACGAUUGUUCGUGUUAAAUUGGUUUCGUUUGGGCAAUAGUUUUCAGUAAGUAGUUGUGAAAGAUUAGUUAAUAAUGGAACCAUAUAUAUGUAUAUAGUUAUAUUUAUAAUCUGAUUGGUAUAUGAGUUUUGAUUUAAAUCUCUUUGUUCCAAUAGCACUAGUAAUUUUAUGUUGUUUUCUC
Molecule: messenger RNA, 658 nt
Organism: Cornus florida
Lineage: Eukaryota; Viridiplantae; Streptophyta; Magnoliopsida; Cornales; Cornaceae
Product: ASI1-immunoprecipitated protein 2-like
Exons: 2
Coding region: 99-470 (123 amino acids)
Source: RefSeq, a predicted model, not a curated record